AUGUCUCUUUUGCCCUUCUUCAGGUUCACUGAGAUGCUCCAAUGGCUUCUCUUGCUUUCGCUACCUCCACUUCUCAUCUUCUUCGCAACCUAUCUUCGCUCACCGAAAAAUCUUCCGCCAUGUCCUCCAAGGCUACCUAUCUUAGGAAACAUCCACCAGCUCGGAAGUCUCCCUUACCGCAACCUCAGAGAUCUCUCGCUCAAAUACGGCCCCGUCAUCACCGUCUAUCUCGGAAGCGUCCGCACGGUUGUUGUCCACUCUCCGGAGACGGCGGAAGAAGUUCUGAAAGCUCACGACUCCGAUUGCUGCACUCGCCCGAAAUUAUCCAUCACCAAGAGCUUUUUCUACGACGGACUCGGACUAGGAUUCACUCAAUGGGGCGAUUACUAUAAAGACGUUCGUAAACUCUGCGUUCUCGAGCUCUUCUCCGUCAAACGAGCCAACUCGUUUCGGAAUUUGAGAGAGGAGGAGCUGAGUCGACUCGUCAACUCGCUAUCCGAGUCGGCCGGUUCUGGAUCUUCCGUAGAUCUGAGCGAGAAGCUGGUCAAGUUCGUCGCGAGCUUCACUUGUCGAAUGGCGUUCGGGUUGAGUUUCCUCGGAAGUGGAAUCGACAACGAGAGGUUCCUGGAAGUGUUCACGGAGGCGAAUCGAGUGAUCGGAAAAUUCGCGGCGGAGGAUAUCUUCCCUGUGUUUGGUUGGAUCGUUGAUCGGAUCUCCGGGCUUGAAUCCAGCCGGAGGAAGGCCUUCCGAGAUCUCGACACGUUUUACCAGAAGGCCAUCGUCGAUCAUCGGGUUAAGAAGAAAACUGAAGGAGAACGUGAAGAUCUCAUCGACAUCCUCCUCAAGUUACGGAGUCAAGAAACCAAACUCGGCUCCUCUGGAAUCACUGAUAAACACAUCAGAGCCAUUCUUAUGGAUGUGUUUGUAGCAGGAGUAGAUACAUCUUCGAUCAGUAUGGAUUGGGCAAUGGCAGAGAUUGCAAGACAUCCAAGAGUGAUGAAGAAGCUACAAACGGAUAUUCGUGAACACGUAGGAGACAAAGGGAAAGUCUCUUACGAGGAUCUCGAAGGUCUAGUUUACAUGAAAAUGGUGAUCAAGGAGACUUGGAGGUUACACGCACCGAGUCCGAUUCUGAUUCCGAGAGAGGCAAUGUCGAGAUUCAAGAUCAAAGGCUACGACAUUUACCCUGGAACGAGGAUUCAUGUGAACACAUGGGCCAUUGGACGUAGCCCUGAUGUGUGGGAAGAUCCUGAUGAGUUUAUCCCUGAGAGGUUUGUGGGUAGCAAUGUGGAGACUAAAGGGACGAGCUUUGAGUUGUUGCCGUUUGGGAGCGGACGGAGAGGUUGUCCGGCGAUGUACGUGGGGUUAACGACGGUGGAGUUUACGUUGGCGAAUCUUUUGUAUCAUUUUGAUUGGAAAGUGGUGGAGGAAGUGAGUGUUGAAGAAGCUCCUGGUCUUACUAGCCAUAGGAAGCAUCCUCUUCGCCUUGUUCCUGUUAAUGUCGUAAGUCGCAAGUAA
Molecule: messenger RNA, 1518 nt
Organism: Microthlaspi erraticum
Lineage: Eukaryota; Viridiplantae; Streptophyta; Magnoliopsida; Brassicales; Brassicaceae
Source: the annotation of a GenBank genome assembly